Emiliania huxleyi CCMP1516 is the source of this 2715-nucleotide messenger RNA. RefSeq lists its product as hypothetical. The coding region runs from base 1 to 2715 and encodes 904 amino acids. Lineage: Eukaryota; Haptophyta; Isochrysidales; Noelaerhabdaceae. Gene Ontology annotation, biological process: actin filament organization; vesicle transport along actin filament. Gene Ontology annotation, molecular function: actin filament binding; microfilament motor activity; ATP binding. The record is from RefSeq and is a predicted model, not a curated record. The transcript is spliced from 13 exons. Gene Ontology annotation, cellular component: myosin complex; vesicle; cytoplasm.
AUGGUUGGCGCUGUUCAAGCGGUUCUCUUUUUGUGGGCCAAGAUGGCGCACAAAGACUGGGGGCCAAGGGACACGGAGAGCGAACUCACGAGGCUCAAGAGCAUCACCGACAAGGCUCUCUUGCAAAACGUCGAGAAGCGCUACAGGGCUGGCAACAUCUACACGCGAAGCGGCCGCAUCGUGCUCGCCGUGAACCCCUACAAGAAGCUGCCGCUGUACACGGAGGAGACGCUGCAGGCCUACAAGGCGUCGCUGGCGCCGCAGGUGGAGCUGCCGCCGCACGUGUACGCCGUCGCCUCCUCGGCGCACUCGGGCAUGCUGCGAACGUCGACGAGCCAGUCGGUCAUCAUCUCCGGCGAGUCGGGCGCCGGCAAGACGGAGACCGCAAAGAUCCUCCUCGAGUACCUCGCCGAGGUGAGCUGCUCGGGCUCGGACCUGCAUACGCGCGUCCUCAAGACGAACCCCAUCAUGGAGAGCUUUGGCUGCGCAAAGACGAUCUGGAACAACAACUCGUCGCGCUUCGGCAAGUUCCUCACGCUCCAGUUCUCGCCGACCGGCCGGAUGCAGGGCGCCUUCAUGAAGACGUACCUCCUCGAAAAGUCGCGCAUCACGUCGCAGCUGGCGAACGAGCAGAACUACCACGUCUUCUACACCGUCGCAAAGGGCCUCUCCCCCUCCCAGCGGGCCGAGCUCCAGCUGCCCAAGGGGUCGGACGCCGUCGAGGCCUUCAAGCUGCUCAACCUCAGAAAGGCGUCUGACGUGGACUGGUCCGAGCUGCCCUGCGACUUCGCCGAGCUCUCUGCCGCCUUCGCCGUCAUCCCCUCGCUCGCCGGCUGCCAGCUGUCGGUGUGGAAGGUCAUCAUGGCGGUCCUCUACCUCGGCAACCUCGACUUCGCGGGCAAGGGGGCGGUCGGCGACUCGACCGUCGCGGACGCAAAGAUCGCCGACCCCUCCACCACCGCCGUCAUCGCCCGCCUCCUCUCCAUCCAGCCAACGGAGCUCGAGAACGCAAUCUGCAUCCAAAACAUCAACGCCGGAGGCGAGUGGAUCAAGUCUCCAAACUCGAUCGCCUACGCCUCCGACGCGCUCUACUCGAAGCUCUUCGACUGGGUCGUCGAGAUGAUCAACUCGUCGCUCAUCUCCGGCGAGGGAGGCCGCUACUUCAUCGGCGCCGUCGACAUCUUCGGCUUCGAGUGCUUCCCGACAAACUCGCUCGAGCAGCUCUGCAUCAACUUUGCCAAUGAGCGGAUGCAGCACAUGUUUACGGAGGCUGUCUUCGAGUCGGUGAUCGCCGAGUACCAGAAGGAGGGCAUCGACGUCGCCGACAUCACGUUCGAGGACAACACCCCCCUGCUCGAGCUCAUCGACAAGCCGGCCACCGGCAUCCUCUCGCUGCUCGCCGAGGAGUGCUUCUUCCCAAACGGCACGGACGCCUCCUUCGCGCAAAAGAUCAAGCUCGCGCACGCCAGACACCCGUGCUUCGCCGAGGUGAAGCUCGACCGCACCGCCUUCACCCUCUCGCACUUCCCGGGCAAGGUGACCUACCAGUCGGCCGGCUUCCUCGAGAAGAACAAGGACCCGCUCCCGCAGGACCUGGUCGUGCUCAUGCGCUUCUCCGACGACGACUUCGUCAAGACCCUCUUCGAGGAGAAGAAGGGCGCCGGCGUGAUCGACUCGUUCCGCGUCUCGCUCAACGAGCUCGUCAAGACGCUCAGCGCGACGAAGACGCACUUCAUCCGCUGCGUCAAGCCAAACAUGGACAAGAAGGCGAUGUCCUGGGACGAGGACGUGAUGCAGCGGCAGCUCCGCACCUCGGGCGUGGUGCAGGCGGUGAAAGCGGUGCAGGCGACGCGCAAGGGCUUCCCCGACAUCCUCCCCUUCGCCGAGCUCCUCUCGCGCUUCGAGCAAGUCGUGCCCAAGGCGGCCAUCGGCAAGGCGGGGGCCGAGGGCGUGCGCGCGCUGCUCAAGGGCGCCGAGGUGCCCGAGACGGACUACCGCGUCGGCAAGACCAAGGUCUUCCUCGGCGUGGGCGUGCUCGACCGGCUCGAGCAGCGGCGGAUGGAGUACAUCGCGUCCAAGGUGAGCGACAUCCUCGGCUACGCCGAGUACAUCGGCAUGGACAUCAAGGAGGACGCGCACCUGCUGUGGAUCGCCGACGAGGCGCUGCAGGCGCCCGAGCCGCAGGGCUGGGAGCAGCGGCUCGACCCAAAGGGCGGCGUCUACUACUACCACGGAGUCACCGGCAUGUUCUACCACUCGAUGAAGGCCCAGUACGAGGCGCAAGCAACGGUGGGGCCCAAGCUGAGCAACGUGCUGUCGCCGACGGCGCACCUCGACACGAUGAAGCGCGGCCAGAUGCCGGCGCUGCGCGAGGUGAAGUUCAUCAAGGACUCGGUCGAGUCGAAGAUGGGCUUCAUCUUCCACCGCACCGACGACGCGUUCGACAAGUCCUUCUUCAACGUCGAGGGGUCUGUCCAGCCCAUCAUCAAGACGGUGAAGCCCGGGGGGCUCGCCGAGAGCUCUGGCCUCGUCCCGGGUGACGUGGUGCUCUCGGUCAACGGGAUCUCGGGGCUGAACAACUUCCAGGUGGUCGAGAUGCUCCGCCAGGGCAAGGGGGUCUUUAACCUUGUCGUCUUUUCCGGGCAGCCGAUCGUCUCGCUCGGGCAGCCAGUCAGGCAGCCAAUCACGGCAGAAUCCCUCGGGCUCGACCCGUGA